UAAGGAGGGCAGGACAGCAGCAGCAGCAGCAAAGAGGAACCACGACGUGGUUGGCCGGAAGGAGUCGUGCAACCGCUCCGCCAGGCUCAGACAGGAACAGCCAUAGAGCGCGGAGGGGCGGUCCCUCUCUGAGUCCCUGCACCUUGUUAUUGGUUGUAUUAUAUGCACGGUUGUAUAACCUACGUACAAUGCUAUGCACAUUUUUUUGGAAAUGCGCGAAGAAUUACUAAUCUGAUGGAGACGGAUUGAAGGCUAUCACCGGGCUCCGGAGCACAACAACAAGGCUACUAGCUUGUGUGGUGAGGGAGAAACACAAAGGUUUUAAGAGUGACUCACUACCACCGACUUACAGUCCAGAAAGAAAGGAGGUCUCACGGGGAAGACGGAAGCCAUAGUCAAGGAGGACUGCAUUUGUCCCCUGAUUCUAGACGUCCUGUCUGCUAACGGAGUCCGUGAUGGAUAAAAGAACAGACCAUGCUGCUGAGAGACCCUAAAUGAUACCCGACGGAGGGAGGAGGAGAAACGGGGAGCUCUGAACUGGAGCCGGGACUGAUGUCUUUGAAGAUUUGUGUACCAGCAGACAUUGGAACUCCAGGUUUCUAUCCAGAUGUAACCCACAUCCCAGACAGAUCUAGCUCCAAGGAAAGGAUUGUAUGAAAUAAGAUCUUGCUCCGAGCCUUUGCAAAGGAUGGCUCAUAGGUGGGAUUCAUACUUCCAUAAUCCUCCACCAUUAGCAUCGGACCCCAGCACUUUCAGAAGGCCUCAAGAAUCAGAAAGAAGUCCUCCUGACCAUAUUGAGAACUUCAUCGGACACCAUGAUUUCUCCAGCACAGUGGCUUCACAUGAAACCCCUCCUAACUCAAAUUUCAACACAAAUUGUUUCUCAGACCCCAGUGUUGGAAAUUCUCGUUCAGACUGUGUUUAUCAGAGAUACUACAAAGACACUCAGUGGCAAGCAGAUGACAGACAACACGAAAAAGAUUACUUGCCAAAUAGUGAACUCUCUGACUUUUCCACAGAUGGACUGUCAGCAUCUGUAUCUUUUCCUUCAUCUUUUGCAACAGACAUACAAGGACUAAACCAGGACUGUGGAAUACUAGCUACAUCAUUUCUGGAGAACUACUCUGAUGUCAGUAGCUGCUCAGAUGCAGAUGCCAAUGAAACAAGACCCUCCUGUAAAUUUGCUGCAAGUAGUUCAUUUCCGAAACCUAAAAUUGGUGUGGCUGCUAAACACAGCUCUUCCGAAUGGAUUCUUCCUCGUCCUGGAAACAUGAACUUUCAAACUGAGAGUCAAUGCCCUGGCAUGUCAGAGACCACAGUCCGCUUGCAAAGCCCUUCAAAUGUACAUACAGGAGAACACAUAGUUCAGAUUGCACAUGACAAGAUCAGCAGUCCAGACAAAACAUUCAAAUACGAAGGGGAAGAUCAGCUGCCUGCUACCUCUGAUGUGGUGGCAACUUCCAGCACUGAGAAUACAAAGGAUGCAAAUGAUACUAAUGGUGGAAAUCGGAAACAAAUGAAUGAAGUUGAGACAAAACAAGGGGAAUCUUCCAACAUCCUGACAAGUACCUCCAAAAACUUUAUUGAUGGAAAAGAGGAGUUCCCAGUCGGCAAUAAGAAAGAGCAGAUUUCAGAAACUACUCUAAAUAGCAUGACCACUUUUGAAGAUGAGCAAGAUCAUGUUGAUGAAGAGUUAAUUGAAGAGGGAUUAAAGCAAUCAAUCCUCCAGGAAAAUGAGGGAUUUGAUAACUCCACUGGUGGUCAAGCUAGAGACAUGAUGGAGGAUCAGCUGGAUGAAAGUGAAAGGUUGGAAGGUGAAAGGAAAGAACCCGAAUCCGCGAAUGGUCAAGAUAACAUGGAGACCAACAGUCAGGAGACUAAAAUGAAGUCAAACACUUCUCAAUCUUCAGAUCCACUUGUCAUUGAUGCGUCUGACUCUAAGGAUGUCACUCAUGGAUUGGGAGAAUGCACCAGUACCUUGAAGAACAAACCUAAAUCCUGUUUACAGUUUCCCGAGCAUCUGGAAAGGAUGGAGGAGGAUAAUGACUGUACAAGCUCUCUCGCUCCUGGUGUAGGUGAUCAUUUCAGCCUUGCAAGUGACGAGGAUGAGGCAAGCAUGGACAGUCAUUCAGAGCUCUGCUUACAGCCAAGUAGCCCAGACAAAGGGGAAAAUCCCAGUCAAGACAACAAAUGGACAAGUCAAGUAGAGAUGGCAAAUACUGCUACUGCUUUAGAUUCUGAUCAAAAUGGUCCUGGUGAAAUUCUAUCUGUUGAUACUGGAGACAAGUCAAUGCAAGGCGUUUCUGAUAGCAUGGAUGACAGCAAACAGUCAAAUACUUCAAGCACAGACAUGUAUCCCUGUCUUCAAAAAGAAAGGACAAGUGCAACAGAAAAAACAAAUACGACUUCUUGUCCUAUUCAGGAUCAGCCACCUAUUGAAACCCUUGAGGCACUUGAAUUGGACAGUUGUAGUGGAGAUGUGGCUGAAAAUUCAAGAGAAUCAUUUCAAAGGUUGGAUGCAUCUACAGAAGAAUCAUCAGUACUUGACAUGUUGUAUGGUGAACCUCUCUCAAGAGAGGAGUCUUCUUGUGACACUGAAACAAAACUUGACAUCAAUCAAUAUGAAGACCCAUCUUUGGUUGGACCUGAUGAUAACAGCAUGGACUGUUCAGAAAGCCGAGCACCUCAACUAAAGUCCUCAGCACAAAUGAGAAACCUUCUGCAGCCUGUUGUAAUAUUGAAGACCUCAGAACCAAUAAACACAAUAAUGAAUUCCUUGCAAUGUGCAAAUUGCCGACACACAACCCUAAAUAUGGAUCAACUUAUUGAACACCAGCAUAGUUGUCAUUUAGUGUACAACUUUCAGUUUUGCGAGACAUGCAAUAUCUACCUGAUGAGGAGUGAGGAAGCAGAAAAACAUGUGUGUGGUGAAACCAAAGGGACUGCUGCUGCAGAGAGCUCUCAGCUGUCCUCUGAUUCCAGCAAACGGAAGAGAGGGAAAAAAACAGGCAAGCAUAAAUGCAUAAGGUGCCAACUCAGAUUUUCAAAACUGUAUCAGUACAUUGGGCAUAUGAGGUCUCACACUGGCAAAACACCUUAUCUCUGUGAUGGAUGUGGCUUAUAUUUUUCAAACUCUACUUCCCUACGAAGACACAAGGUUAUACCUGGGAGAUGCAAGAAGUCAGAACGGCCUGUUCAAGAUUCCAAGUCUGACAUCAGCAAAACAGAAUCACCACCACAAAAGACCUCAGUCCAGAAUAAGCCAUCAACAAGUCUACUCAAAUGUCAUGUAAAGCUUGUUGACGUCUCCAAAACUCAUCUGUGUGUUCUAUGUAGUAAAACCUUCUCGACUUCACAGGAGGCCAAAAAGCACUUCAAAACCGAACACAAGGAGAAGAAAGUUUCAGUUCCUUCAAAUCAGUGUACUACAACACAAAGCAAUGAGAAAAGCCAGACAAAGAACGAGACUAGCAGUAAAUUCAAAUGUCCUCUUUGCCCACGCGUUUUCAAGUUCUCAUACAACAGGAAUAAACAUUUACGCUAUUGUGUCAAAGAUUCAGUAUAUGGUGGCAAAGGAAAAACUGAUGGUAAAUUUCCAUGUCCCUUGUGCCAUGCAACCUUCUCUUUGUCAGCAAACCGGAAAAGACAUAUACAUACAUUUUGCCUCAGACAAUAUCUUGGUAGGCUUGGAAAAGUAAGCAAAAUGUCAAAGCAGAAGUUUCAACAGAUAAAAAACGGGGAGACUGAACAGUCAAGACAGUCAAAAGAAAAUGAGAAGAAAGCACUGACAAAAGAGAAUGAGAAGAAAGCCCUGACAAAAGGAUGUGUGCAGAUAAAACGAGCAACCCAAGCUUUAACAGCAAAGACUACACCGCGUUACUAUUGCAACCUUUGUCCAGCAGUAUUUUUUGAUGGCUCCGGAAAGUACAGGCACAUGAAGAAACAUGAGUUGUUCAAACUCACUGGAAAAGUUUUUAAGUAUCGGAAUUCAGUUUCAUCAGUUUCAUCAACUGAAACUAAGAAAAGUCUAAGCUGUUCUCUUUGUGGCAAAUGUUUUGGCACAACGCAGUCACUGGUGAAACACAAGCGCUAUCACAACAAAGCAGAACGACCAUACGCCUGCCUGCAGUGUGGGAAAUCAUUCAAGAGGCAGGCCCAUCUGAUUGGUCACACAGUUACACACCAGAAAAGGUUGCAGUGUACGGUCUGCAGAAAGAUUCUACCAACUGUUGGAGAACUCAUAAAGCACAGACGCUUACAUCCUCAAAAAGGAAACCUAAAAUGCCCAUACUGCACUCAGGAGAUUAAGUAUCCUGCUCACUUCCUCAAGCAUGUACGCUCCCACCAAAAACAAGAGGAAAAGGCACCACAGCAAGAAGAAAGACUGUCAAUAAAAACAAAGCAGUCCUUUGAACCUGUGAAAGAGGAGAGUGGAGUGAACGAGCUGCAGUGUUCCCUUUGCAGGGAGGUAUUUUCUAAUGCCCAUCUGCUGAGAAAACAUUGUCUGACUCAUGUAUCCAGAUCUACGAACAAGUGUCCCUUUUGCAAGAAUAAUUUUAGUAAUCGCCGCUAUUUGCUUCGUCAUUUGGUCGUACAUACUGGUGAUAAACCCUUUUCCUGCAUUCACUGUGGGAAACAGUUUUACCGGGAUGUUUACCUUCAACUUCACGCUGAGAAGUGUUCAGCUGCCCCAACCACACAUCAUGUCAAAGCAGACCCUGACACCCAAAGAAAAUGUUCUCUUCAGUGCUCCUAUUGUCCACGGGUGUUAAAGGACAAAGCCCGCCUGAUGGCUCAUCACAAAGGACACAUGGCAAACUCUCUGGUUCUGUGCUCAAGAUGUCGGAAGUUCUAUGGACCUAAAAGAAUAAAAUAUCAUCAGAGGAAAUGUAAUGGUACUUUAAAGGAUAAUGCUGCCUCAUCACCAUCUGUUAAUAUCAAUUUAAGUGAAAGCACACCACAGGUUGUCAAGAGAAUGCCUUUACAAUCGAGUGCAACCAAGAUGCUUCAGUUCAAAUGCUCACACUGUUCAGAGAGGUUCAGGUACCGAUCAUUGCUCUUGAGACACCUUGUUAAACAUACUGGUUUGCAGCCCUAUGCAUGUUCACAAUGCGGCAAGAGAUUUCGGAGUCGUACUAUGUGUACACAGCAUGAAGCAUUCUGUGAUGGGGACCACAAGAGUAUGGAGUCUGACGUAAAAAGUGAUGCUGCAACACAAUCCCCAAACAUCCCCAAUCUCAGAGAGAAAGCACACAGGCCCCAAGUAAAAGGUGACGGUGAAUUCAAGUGCAAAUUCUGCACCAAGACCUUCAUGAAACCCCGCAACCUGAGACGUCAUAUUUUGACACACAAUGAAGUUAAGCCAUACCGCUGUAAAGCCUGCGACAGCUGCUUCUCAAGGUAUGAUCAUUUAAAAGUACAUCAGUCUCGUUGUAGAGGGAAAAAGCAACGCUUGCAAGUUUGUAUUCCCAAAAUCAGCAUAAAUGAUGUUGGCAAGGGAUGGCAAAAUAAGUUUGGGACUGAUUUUGCUGAAAAACAGGAGACGUUUGAAUGCAGAGCCUGUUCAAGAAUCUUCCCAACUCAGUCUAAACUUUCUCGACACAACACUCUGUACCAUAUAGAGAAACGAUUCAAGUGUCCAAACUGUUGCUCAGCAUUCUCCCAUGCAAAAACUCUGAAAAUGCACAGGAGGAUGAGAAAGUGUAGAAAGGUCUCUUUGUCAACAUCAGCAACAUGUCUACCACCAGGCAACAACUCAUCCACAGAAAAUCUGAUAAAACCCCUGCAUGAGGUGCGCAGUAGUGUUUUUCAGAGGAUCCAGCCCUAUCUUAGCAAAAAGCAUAGACACGUGUGUAGAUAUUGUCCCCGUGCUUUUGUAACCAGUGGGCAGUUAGACAUGCACACUCGCCUGCACACAGGUGAGAAGCCGUAUGCCUGUGAUUAUUGUGGUAUGAGAUUUAUAAGGAAAGACUAUGUGAAGCGUCAUUACCCAAAGUGCAACAAGAAGGGUGGACAAAGUAAAGUUCUCUGUGAUGGAUGUGGUGGAUUUUUCUCUCCUGAUAAGCUACAAAAUCACAAAAAAAGUUGCAUCUUACUGCCAAGCUUUGCAGAGUCAACAGGUAGCCAAAGCCAACCGUCAACCUCUAAAAGCCCACCAAAAGGCUUUUCCUGUGCAUACUGUAGUUCCCGUUUUUUGCUGUUUUCACAGCUCCAAGAACAUUUCAUAAAUUCACACAAGAUGGAAACGAUGGUAUCCCCUGUGACUACUGCUCCCCUACAACAACAUCUGUCAAAUAUUCCCAACAUAAAGGAAGAGCCUUUGGUUGAGAGUUGUAGUGUUGCUAAUGUUAUCUGUAACCUAGAUACAGCUCUAGAUAUGGAGGUGUCUGACCAGUUUUACUGCGAAGUGUGUGACAUGUCUUUUACAUGCAAAAGUGGACUAACUUCUCAUCAGCGUGUACACCAAAAAGAGUAUCCUUAUAACUGUAAAAGAUGCAAACGAGGCUACUGGAAUAAAAACCUUUAUCGCAGUCAUUCCAGGAAAUGUAGAAUGCCAUGUGUAUCAGAGAGCAGUACAUCACCACAGCUGGAAGUUCCCUUGAAAGCAAGGAUUGAUUUUGCGCUGAAUGACUCUGUUCUUUAUGGCUCCAAAUCAACUGGCACUGGAGUUGUACAGACAAACUCCUCCUGCCAGGAGGACAUAGUGGAUGACUCCCAGAGAAAUUCCGAUGUACAACGAGAGCAAAGCACCUCAAGUAAAGAGAAGAAACCGGUGCUGUACCAAUGUUCAGAAUGUGAUAAGAGCUUCUCAGAUGGCUUAAUGCUCAUCAGUCACCUUGAAGACCAUGGGAGACAGGAACAAGAGAAACGGCGCAAUGCAUGCUCUAAGUGCGGAAGGGUAUUCUCUAGUCAAGGAAAUCUUCAAAAGCACUUGAAGGUCCAUCUCCUCGAUGGAGAUAGUUUUUCUUGCCCUGACUGCUCCAUGAUCCUUGACUCUCUAUCUAAGCUUGAAAUCCACAGAACAUGUCACGAUCCAAAUAGACCGUAUUCUUGCAAAUUAUGUAAUCAAAGGUUUUGGACAAGACCAGCUCUAUGUAAUCAUUACACUGAGGCCCAUCCAAAUGAUGUAUAUACUUGUCGUUUCUGUAACAAGGCCUAUGCAGCCAAAAAAUCACUGGCAAGACACUACAAAACUUGGCAUUUUAAAGAGCUCAAGGAUCAGGAAAGAAAAACGCAGGGAAAAAACAGCAAGGAAAAACAAUCCAGCAGUCAACCCAGCUCUGCUGAAAGCAAUGGGGAUGAAAACCACUGCAGUGGGGACAGCGACUCAGACUCUGCUCCUUACUUUCCAUGCCAUGUGUGUGGCAAAACUUUCCCAACAUCAGAAAGCCUAGAGGAUCAUCAGCGUUGUCACCUGGGCGAAAAACCACAUGAAUGUGAGGAGUGUGGUCGAUGUUUUUUCCAGGCAUCCCAGUUGCAGCAGCAUCAACGAAUGCAUCAGUCUGAGUUUCAGUGUCAGUUAUGCGGCAGGGGCUUUGUUACUCUCUUUGCACUGCGUACUCACAAGCAUUCUCAUGGGAAGAACCGUCCACACCGGUGUUCUAAGUGUGACCUCAGUUUCACAGGACCCUCACAGUUGGCAGAGCACAUGACCACCCAUCGUGAAGAGAGUUUCCCUUGUGAUAUAUGCAACCGUGUGUUUCCCUCCAAGAGUAGUAGAGUUGAGCAUCGAAAAAGCCACUCUAAGUCAAGCAAGCGCCAGCCACCUUCAGUUUCAAGGGAAGAUAAUGAGAAAGUUGGGUCAUCUGAGCUUAAAUACCGCUGUGGUGUCUGUAAUGACCGUUUCAGAGACCCGGAGGAGCUCUCCGAGCAUGGUUGCAUUGCAGCUAAAGAGCGACAAUACUCAUGUUCAGACUGCGAUAAGCAUUUUCUGCAUGCAUCCCACCUGAAAAAGCACAGGGCCACCCAUAAAGUAUCAUGGUCUAGUAGUGAAUACCCAUGUAAUCAUUGCAACCGCAGUUUUUCUUCAUCCCAGGACUUCCUCAGCCAUGCUAAAAGCCAUGUUGACUCCAAAGCAAAAAGUGAUCCCAACACCCAGGAGGAAGAUGGAGGUUCUUCACAGAGUUUCAUUUGUCCAGUCUGUCACCAGUGUUUCACCAGUGCAACAGAACUAAUUGGCCAUUUUCCUAUGCACCCUGAUGGUACAUUUGAAUGCAAAAUUUGUGGAAUAUCAUUUCCUUCAGAGAGUCAGCUUAAAGAGCAUGAGCAAAGUCAUCCAAUAUCUGAUACUGAAUUUGAAUGCACAGAAUGCGGCCAGAGCUUUUUAGGAGGCAAUGAUUUCUCCCAGCACGAAUGCUCCCACCAAAAACGCAGAGAAAAGGCGACUGGAGACUCAAAGCCGUCAACUAAAACAUCCCUUGCGACCCAUAAUCCCACAGCAGAGGAAGAAGAGGUUGACGUGACGGGAGAGGAUGUGUAUGAUUGCGUUGUUUGCUCAAUGCAGUUCUCCUCAAAAAGUAGUCUUCUGGAGCAUCAAAAUAAUCAGCACACAAGAACCAGAGAGAAACCAUUCAAAUGUGAGCUUUGUGGGAAUAGGUUUGCCCUAAGGCGGUACCUGAGAGAGCAUGAGAGAAGGCACCGUCAAAAAUCUACAAAGCAAAAUAGCAAUCAGUUGGCAGAAAACAACCUGAACUGUACUCAGUGUCUGAUUACGUUCCAUACAGCGGAGGAGCUGUCUUCGCAUAUGAGACUGCAUGCUGAAAAAGAAGGUGGAGAGUACCGUUGUGACAUGUGCUACAAGUCUUUCAGCCAGUUGUCUUUACUUAAGCAGCACCAAGAGAGUCAUGUCGGCGAAAUUGUAUAUGAAUGCACAGAAUGUGACAAAGCGUUUGCUUUUCCUCACUUGUUGGAGGAACAUCAGCAGACACAUGUAGGGUCCUCUCAGUAGAAAAAGUGUUAUGAACCCUCCUAUCUUAAGUUUCCUUUGAAUAACUGAAACUAAACUUACUUGAAUUUCCUUUCAUGCCUUAUGUCUGACUGUACCUCGGCUCGUAAACACUAUGUAAAUCUCUUUGGUAUUUUUGGCCCUUGUUGUACAUACGAGUCUUUGCUCAUGUCACUUUGACAGGGUUUUUUCUCCUACAUUUCUACAUUUGCUUUCUGUAUAGUUUGAAGUUGUAAUUUUUGAAUUUUCAUGCAGUUCAGUAGCGGAAAAGCAUCUUGACAGUGUUUGUAAAUACAAAAAUGUGUACAGUUGAUACAUAUCCUGUGUGUUAGAUACAGGUAAACAUGAUUGGUUAUAAUGUAAAUUAAAUGUCUUUUGAUAAAGGCUCUUUUUUUUAUCAAGCAUAAUAAUUUUUUGUUAGACACUUAUUUUAAGAUAGCCUUUAUUUUUGACUCAUGUAAGAUUUCAAACGGAUCGUUUUAAUAUUAAUUUUCUGACUUCUCAUCUAUUAGAGGUAUCAUUGAAAUUUUCAGUUCAACAUUUUCCUGUUUAUCUUGUGUUACAUUUUUGAUAGAAGCAUCUUGUUCAGAUGUUUGAAACAUGUUCAUACUGUAUUUUUCUCAUAACAUGAGAAUGUUAGUUUCUCAAGAAACUCAAGUUGAUGCAUUCACAAAGGAGUAAAAUCAACUAGAAAAUGUA
Molecule: messenger RNA, 9643 nt
Organism: Notolabrus celidotus (New Zealand spotty)
Lineage: Eukaryota; Metazoa; Chordata; Actinopteri; Labriformes; Labridae
Product: zinc finger protein 1035
Exons: 4
Coding region: 689-8947 (2752 amino acids)
Source: RefSeq, a predicted model, not a curated record